This is a messenger RNA of Vicia faba (fava bean), 714 nucleotides long. The record is from the annotation of a GenBank genome assembly. NCBI's taxonomy places the organism in Eukaryota, Viridiplantae, Streptophyta, Magnoliopsida, Fabales, Fabaceae.
AUGAAGACGACUAGUAAUGCAAGGGGAGAUGAUCUUAAACCUCUCAGGCUUUUAGAUGUUGUACUCUCAUGGCCCCUCGAGGAUGUUCUUAACGAAAAUCUUUAUGAAGACAAGGUUCUUAAAAUUCCAGAGACGUUUGAGUCAGCAACAGAUUACAAGAACUCUUUCAUUCCUCUACUCUUUGAGGAAACACGCGCCGAUUUAUCUCCAAGCUUGUCUGCCGUGUCUCGAGCUCCUUUCUGUGAAAUCAAGGAAGUUGUGAGUAGCCAGCAAUUGAAACUUCCCAAAGCUCCAAAGGAAUUCAAACAGUUCCGUCAUAUAAUACAGUUGAAGAGUACAACCGACACUGGGGAAGAUGGUGAAAAUUAUGAACCUGGAAAUGGAGAUCUCAUUGUUUUUACGAACAUUAGACCCAAGAGCUUAGAUGACUUGAACACACUCAAAAGCCCCUACCAUAUUGCUUAUGUUGUUCAUGCAAAAGACCGUUAUGAUAGAAUCUCAGUUCUUUCAUCCAAAUGCAUGAAGAUGUUUAUAGAAAAUGAAUUUCGGAAUAACAAUGAGCAGAAACUGUAUGCACUUCACCUUAUUAACAUUACAACAAAUAUUCGCACUUCGGACACAUUGAAUUCACCCCAUAGGGCCACGGAAACCAAAGUUGUGAAGCAUGAAGAAGUCUUUUUUUUCAUUUCUCUCUCUUGGAAGUGGUUCUUGUAA